This is a messenger RNA of Anopheles gambiae (African malaria mosquito), 4421 nucleotides long. It is a transcript of the gene foi, whose product is annotated as zinc transporter foi. The transcript has 4 exons. Gene Ontology annotation, molecular function: zinc ion transmembrane transporter activity. Gene Ontology annotation, cellular component: membrane. The record is from RefSeq and is a predicted model, not a curated record. NCBI's taxonomy places the organism in Eukaryota, Metazoa, Arthropoda, Insecta, Diptera, Culicidae. Gene Ontology annotation, biological process: zinc ion import across plasma membrane; intracellular zinc ion homeostasis. The coding region runs from base 1816 to 4287 and encodes 823 amino acids.
GAGCAGCUCACUCACACACGCACACACACGUAAUCGUAAUCGAACGGUGAACAAUUGGUUUUGCGGCCGCGGAGUGGGAUGUAAAUAUUGUUGCCGCUGCAGAAAACACAUUUCGCGCAGGUGGCUGGCCGCAAGCGGAAGAAGAAGUUCGUGUGCGCGUGAAACAAAAGUGCAAGUAAGCAUCAUCCGCCGAUCGUGUGGCGCUAAAUCGCUUUGGUCCGUCAUUUUUUUCAUACACCUUCGCCCCGGUCCCCCUCGACUUCUAUCGCGCUCACAUCCGUUCGCACCUUCACGCGCUAGCGCUCUGGUACGGCGGUGUGUGGCCUCGUGGUGUUGCCCGUGUCCCCGGUGCUGCUGGUGUGUGUCGUACAACACAAAAAAACACUCCGAUAAGAAAAUGACGUGUUAAAAGUGGAGCUGCAUGGUGGUUGUGUGUUGCUCGAAGGUAUUCCUACAGUUCUAGCCCUUCGCUGUCUAAAAAUUGCGUACGUGUGUGUCAUUUUCGGCAGCGUGUUGUAGCGGUACCGUCGCACAUAGUCAGCAGCGGCGGCAGCAGUGAGUAGAGCGCAUUAAAGAUGGAGCAAACCACGUUGUUUUCUGUCGGCUAAAAAUGGAGUCUGUGUCGUUGUUGGUGUUUUCUCGGGCAUUUGGCGCAUUUGCAAACAGGAAAUGAUUAAAAGUGUAAUUUCGCUUCACUGUCGUGCGCUGCGGCGCUUUGGCCGCCGUGUCUUCAUUUGCCAGCGAAAACCGCGCAAGAACGCGCACCAAGUGUAAUGCAUUGAGUAUGUGUAAUUGUGUGUGUGUGCAUAUGCGUGUGCGUGUAUGCAUCGUCUCGUCUGUGCACGCUCUGCAUUUUCUUCUGUUGCGUUGAUGCUUUAUUUUGUCUAGUGUGCGCGGAUGAAAGAAGAAUUGUACCUCAAGUGACGCAAGAUUGGGAGAAAGGGCGCGAACGCAACGCAGAAAAGCGCACCACUAACCGCACUGCCCAUGUUCCGAGGUACGGAUACGGCGGUGCGCGCGCGUGUGUGUGUGUAAAGUACCGCCUCUGACUGGUGCAAAAGUGCAUAAUUUCACCGGGCGGUCAGAAUUGUGCGUGCUGUGCGGGAAAAUGUACCGCCGCCGCGACAGCUGUGUGAGCAAGUGAAGUAAUAAUUUGUGAUUGAUUUGUCGGUUUCACCGCGCCACCAGCCCGCACGUGAAAGUGAAAGCAAGAGGAAACACUAGGACACGGUCACUACUAUUCCAUGCGGGGUGUAGAGGGAAUUCAGCACCACCGGGAUCCAUAUUGGACGGCAGCAGCACUAAAAAUGGUUGCAACUUUUGCUUUCAUGCGCGGCCCGUGGCUUUUGCGUGGGAAAGUUUUUAGUUUUUGCAUCGUUUUCUUUUUUGUUAAGCGCGACAAAUCCAUCCCGUGAUCCAUCAUCGUUAAGUGGUCAAGCGGCACUGAGGAGGUUUAAUUGAAAAGAUUAUUGUUUGCAUUAAAUAAGUUUAGAGGCGUAUUCUAAGGACAAUAAAUGGAAUUGAAAGCUCCCGGCAGCAGCAGCAGUGUUCGGAGGGUACGGAGUGGAGUGUUUCGGAGAUCACAGAUUUAGUGCACAGCGGGUGGUGCAUCAACAUUUCUGCGAAGAGAGAACUACAUUGCGAUCCAAAACGUCGUUCUAAGUAGUGUGGGUGUGUGUGUGUUUAUGUGUACGCGGAGUGGUCCAAAGUCCCAAAAAUAAGUUAAUUCUAAAAAAAGGGGAUAACAGUAAAACCAGCCCAGAGAAAGUACGUAAAGAGCGUAGGAGCAGCUGGACAGUCAAUUUACGGAGCACGAUGGCCCGUCACUUGAUGGCAGUGUGCGUCGUCUGUCUGCUCUGUGCGGAUCAUCUGCCCUGCAAGCAACAUUUCUCCGACGAUGGUACGGAGAAGCUCGUGCCCGGCCCUCGGGGGACGUUACGCAACGUGCGAUCGUUGCUCGAUCAGCAGCAGUACGAGCCGGUGGUGGCCGCAUACGACGCAGUGCAUCGAAUAGUGAGGCGCCAUUCUCACCACCAUCACGAGGAGGAGGAUCAUGAGGAGGAGGAUGUGCACACGGAAGGUGUUAGCGAAGCGCCGACGGAGUUCGACCGACUGAUAAAGGGAAAGAUGGAGCAGGCGAUGAGGAAAAUUUUCACCGAAUACGGUGAUCCGGCAUCGAUGACGAUGGAUGUGCAAGGGUUCGAGCGGAUGGUGCGUCAGCUGGGUAUGAUUCGGCUGGUGCAAUCGGGAGUCGCAGCACCGAUUGACGGAAGUGGAUCGGACGCAACCGAAACAACGCCCCAGCAGGUAGAUUCUCUAAAGUGCAUUAGCAGCAAUGAUUUUCUACGACGCGUUACACCACCGAAGAUACGGUCCCAGGAAUGGGAGGAUGCAGCUAAAAGUGAUACAAGUAGUAACGAGGCGGAAAAAGAAGGCAGCAACAGCCAACCGACCGACAGUACGUCCGUCGAUGGUGGUGACAGUGUAAAUCAGAAAUCAGGAGCAAAGCUUAUUUUAACGAAUGAUAAGAUACAAAACACUAGCAUUAGUAACAGCAGCGCUAACAGUGAUAGCAGUAAUAAUAACACUAGCAACAACAGCAGUAGUAGUACCGAAGAUCCACUGCUCGUAAGAGUGCUGGUGCCCGAGGAGAAGCAAAUGAAUGCGAGUAGUGACAACAGCACCACAAUCCUUCCACGGGUUGAGUCUAGCGUGAUGCUUGGCGAUCGCGAUCUUUACAGCGUGUGUCCGAUGCUGCUGGGCCAUCUGCUAUCGACCGUGCCGCUGGAACGGUCCGGCUGCUUCGAUGAGGACAGCAUUCCGCCGCUGCUGGUGAGCAGUCUGCUGGACCAGAACGAUCCUCACCAUCACCAUCAUCAUCAUCACCAUCACCAUCACGGCGACGGUGGGUCCGAGGCGGCCGUCUGGAUCUACUCGUUCCUCACGAUACUGGGCGUGAGCUUGUGCGGGCUGCUCGGCGUGGCAGUGAUACCGUGCAUGGAUAAGCAUUUCUACCACCACGUGCUACAGUUCCUGGUGGCGCUCGCGAUCGGCACGCUGUGUGGCGAUGCCCUGCUGCAUCUCCUACCGCAUGCGAUGCUGUCCUCGCUGGGCAACGCCAAGGCUGCGCACGAUGCGAUGAUGUACAAGGGACUGGCGGCGGUGCUCGGCAUCGUGUUCUUCUACUUCAUGGAGCGGUUCCUCACCGUGAUCGCGGAGUGGUGCAAAACGCGCCAGAAAAAGGACAAGCCGCCGUCGAGGGUGCGUGUGAUGCGCGAUCCGGAAUCGACCUCGCUGCACGCGGCUAGUGCGGGCGAGAAGCAGUGCAAGCACAAGUACAGCUCCUACCCGUACUGCUACGACGAGAUCGCGAUGGACACGAAGGACGACCAUCACGAGCACAACACGGGCACGGGCACGAACGAAAACCACAACAGUGCGCUGGCCAAGUGUGCCAACCAUCAUCACAACGGCGAGCUCAACGCGGACCACGGUUCCUCCGAGUACGCCGGGCUGAACAAUCACCAUGCGCACCAGCACGCGGCACAGGAAGCGAACGAUAACAACACGGUGUCCACCAACCUGGACGAGGGAUCGAUCGAGAGCGAGCAGCUAAACAAUCACCAUCAAACAGGUGCUGCUGGCGGUGGUGCUGGUGGUCGCCAGGGCAGCAAGUCUUCGGAGCCUGCGAGCGGGAAACUGCGCCCGGAAAACUAUACCAUCAUCCUGCGCGAGCACGAAACCAAACACCACGGCCAUUCGCACACGCACGGACACGUGCACUCGCCGCCCGGGUCGCUGUCGGCCGUCGCCUGGAUGGUGGUGAUGGGCGACGGACUGCACAACUUCACCGACGGCAUGACGAUCGGGGCAGCGUUCGCGAACAACAUUGCCGGCGGCUUCUCCACCGCGAUUGCCGUGUUUUGCCACGAGCUGCCCCACGAGCUCGGGGACUUUGCGGUGCUGCUGAAGGCGGGCAUGUCGGCGCGGGAGGCCGUCUACUACAAUCUGCUCUCCUCGCUGCUCAGCCUGCUCGGUAUGGUGUUGGGUAUUAUCGUGGGCCACCAGCCGGAAGCGUCGUCUUGGGUGUUUGCCGUAGCCGCUGGCAUGUUUCUAUACAUUGCGCUAGUUGAUAUGAUUCCCGAGCUCACAUCAUCCCACGGUGCGGAAGAACGGUGCAAAACGUCCGAAUUUGUGCUGCAGUUCCUGGGACUGACGCUUGGCUUCAGCAUCAUGAUGGUAAUAGCGAUGUACGAGCACGAUUUGAUGCUGAUAUUUGUCGAUUGAGGUUGCUGUGCAGAAGGCGCCCUGCGCCGGCAGACGCCAAAACUGUAACUACUUCUUUCUGCUAGCAGUUCACGAUCAGUUAGUUCCUCGACGCAAAGCGUCUUUUUCGCGUGCUCUGCAACAAAAAAAAACAA